GCUCCUGAAGGCAUCAUCGUGUGUGGGAACAAUUGUUUAGGCGGAACAAGUAUUAUCGCAAGUGCACCGAAGGGACAGUUGUUGCAGUUACACCAGACGAAUUCACAUUCAUGACAGUAACAAUUUGAAUUUAAAUGCAUAUUAUAUGAGGUUAAACCCGAAAUGUUUGCUCGGUAGUUACAAAUAGUAGAAAUGGAUAAAAAGGUUGUAGCAGCGGAAUCUGAGGCGAUUGACUGGGGAGGAAGUGGAGCUGAAGAGGGGAAGAUUUUAAAGAAGACCAAAACCUUAUCCAAGAAUGUCCACACUGGCCUUUCAAAUCCACUUCCAGAUCCUGUGAAAUGUUCUCUGAUAAAAGGAGACUAUCUCUACUUCCAUUAUGGCUGUGAUGGACAGGAUGACCGAGGCUGGGGAUGUGGCUACCGCACCAUCCAGACAAUGGCUUCCUGGCUCUGCCAUAACUGCUUUCCACUUCAGGAAAAACAGAGAUCUCCACCAAGUCUCCCGGAAGUCCAGCAAGCCUUGGUUGCCAUGGGGGACAAACCAGGCUCGUUCACAUGCUCCAGGGAGUGGAUAGGAACAUUUGAAGCCUCCCUGACCCUUGACUAUUUCUAUGAUGUCCCCUGUAAACUGGUACAUGUUAGAGGUGGAGGGGCCGAGCUGGAGCAUGUUGCAGUGGAAGAGCUCCAUCAGCACUUUGAGAAGCAUGGGUCUCCAGUCAUGAUGGGAGGGGACAGGGACAACUCUUCUAAGGGGAUAUUAGGGGUGUGCACUGGGGACAAGGGGAGCUACCUGCUAGUCGUUGACCCUCACUACUACGGACGUCCGCUGGAGAAGACCGAGCUGCAGAGGCGGGGUUGGGUGGCGUGGAAAAGAGUGUCAUCUCUGGAUCAGUCCUCAUUUUAUAAUCUGUGUAUGCCUCAGACUGCCAAAAAAAGCAACAUAAACUAAGUGACAGACCUAUUUCUGUUUCAGACUUA
This is a messenger RNA of Perca flavescens (yellow perch), 977 nucleotides long. RefSeq names its product UFM1-specific peptidase 1 (gene ufsp1). Bases 193 to 948 code for a protein of 251 amino acids. The record is from RefSeq and is a predicted model, not a curated record. Gene Ontology annotation, molecular function: deUFMylase activity. The transcript has a single exon. NCBI's taxonomy places the organism in Eukaryota, Metazoa, Chordata, Actinopteri, Perciformes, Percidae.